UCCCCACACUUCCACAGGACUUUUCCGAAUAAACAGAGGCAAUUUCGAGUCGAUUCUCUAGAGAAACGGUUCGCGUGCUACUCGAUCUCCGGAGUUCGAUGAAAAGUUCUACAAAAGUUGCAUGAUCUGGAAAAUAAAUAGCCAACUAUUCAUCUCCGGAAUUUCGAAUAAACAAAACGCACCGCCGCCAAGAGAUAUUAUUUGUGCCCUAGUUGAGUUUUGACUUUUGUUUCUUUGGCUUUCCCACGAAUCGGUGUCGAAAGUGAAGGAAUUUCUGUGUCACUUCUACUAAAAUAGCAUACCAAAGAUGUCAGAGCCCGCAGCCCAACAACAGCAGCCGCAGAACGGCAAGGAGCGCUCCAAGUCCACGGAGGAAAAGGAAGUCCCACGCGAACCGGCGCUGGUCCUCAAAGACAUUGACAUAAAGACUGAACUAGAGAGCCUGGUGAAACUGCUGGACGGCAAGAUCUACAAGGAGGAGGAGGUGGCCAUGGAGGAGCUGCAUCAGUAUUUGAUCGAGGACGACGGCUCCUGGGCGCUGGGCGACAACUUCCUGGUCUUCGUCCAGCGGGUUCUGCGUGACAAUCAGGCCUUCUCCCCGGACACACGGAUACACCUGAUCCGCACCCUGGCCUAUGCGGCGCUCAAGGACGACGUGAUCAUUAUUCUGCACCAGGAUCGCAGGGAUCACACACUGAUGAACUACGCCCAGGACAUUGACAAGCAGACGCCCGAGGAGCAACAGGCCUGGGCCAUGUUUAUGUGCAACCUAUUCGAGAACCUGGGGCCCUCCGAAUGGCUGCUGUACAUUUCCGAGUGGGAAUACAAUGGCCAGACCAUCUCCAACAUACGAGUGACCACCAAGGUGGCCGUCCACUGCAUCCUGUCCAACUGCCCGCAGCUGAAAAACAUUGGCAGCAUGAUCCUCUACAACAUCGCUAUCAAGGAAGUCAAGACUGUGGUCUUCGAUGACAUUGCCGUGGAGCUGGCCAUGGCCAUUCUGCAGUUCUUCCAGAGCAGCCCCAACGAGGACCAGAUCUUCCGCACAUUGAAGGCCCUCGCCCGUUUCCUCGAGGUCUCGCAAGACGUGCCGAUGAUCAUUCAAAUGAUUGGACCGCAUCCAAAACAAUUCGCCGGCAAGAGCGAGCGCGUGGAUGAGCUGAUAAAGAUCAUUAGUCGCAAGGUGCCCGCCUAAGGGAGACUGUUUCCAAGAAAAGAAAAACCAUAACCAUAGUUGCCCUUUUUCUAAUAUAUAAUACUCUAGACCCUCACUUUUGUAAAGCAUUUUAGCGACUCAAUAAACAUUUGUACCCCCUAAGAA
Drosophila biarmipes is the source of this 1321-nucleotide messenger RNA. RefSeq lists its product as uncharacterized. Bases 308 to 1195 code for a protein of 295 amino acids. The record is from RefSeq and is a predicted model, not a curated record. NCBI's taxonomy places the organism in Eukaryota, Metazoa, Arthropoda, Insecta, Diptera, Drosophilidae. The transcript is spliced from 6 exons.